AUGACAUUUACGAGAAGCCCGGAUGAGAUAGUGAGCGGUCUCUACCAGGAACUUCCAAUUGGCAAAGACCCAACCUUCGGCCGCGCCUCUCUCCCUUUCACCCCCGCCGAAAACGAGUUCCGCUCGGCUAAGUACCAGUGGACGGAAGGCCGCGUACAAACCGCAGAUGGAUUCUCGGUUUAUUACCAAACGUGGCAUGAUACGAAUGCGAAGUUGCAGCGCAACGCAGAUGUGCUCUGGUGUCAUGGGUUGAAUGAUUAUGCUGGGAGAUCAGCGGAUGUGGUGAAGCAAAUCCUCGAUGCUGGGUUCCGGCUCAUCAUGCCCGACUUACCAUCAUUCGGGCGAUCAAGCGGGCUACACGCCUACAUGACCGAUAUAUUCUCCCUCAUCCGCGCCCUCAAAACCGUUGCGGACACCGUCCGUUCUCAGAAUCCCACAAGCUCGGGGGAGAAACGCAAGUUCUUUGUCAUGGGCGGAAGUCUCGGCGGCUGGUGUACCCUCGAAUACGGGAUCCACUUUCCCUCCGAAAUCGACGGUCUCGUCAUCCUCUGUCCAAUGAUCUACUCCGUCGGUGACGCAACACCCUCCGUCCUCAUUCAAUGGAUCGCCCGCGUCCUCGUUCACUUCCUCGGCUGGUUGCCUGUGUCGCCGGCGAAUCGGGGUUUGAGUUCAAGCAUUGAGAAUGAGGAUAUCUUUUUGAGUGAUCCACUAACAUAUCAUGGGAAAUUACGUAUCGCGACGGGGUUGCAGUUGUUGAGGGGGAUGGUUCAUGCGCGUGAGAAUUUAGGGAAGUUGGAGGUGCCGUUUUUGGUGAUGCAUGGGAGUGCGGAUCGAGUUUGUGAUAUCAAAGGUGCGAAGCAGCUAUACGAACAAGCACCGGCCAAGGAUAAGGACAUCGAGCUUUGGCCGGGUGCGAUGCAUGAUCUGAUGCGUGAACCGAACACGCAGACGGAGAUUCUGCCGAGUGCGGUUAAGUGGCUUGUUGAACAUUGCUAGAUGAUGCGGCAAGAUCGGAUAUACGGAGUUAUAUGCGACAUCUAUAAACGUUUGCCUUGUUUUUCUCGAGCGAGACUUGUUUUCAGUAUACCAUUAUAUUCCUACAAAUACACAAGAUGCAACGGUUUGUUUAAUGCAAUG
Messenger RNA from Saitoella complicata NRRL Y-17804, 1137 nucleotides. RefSeq names its product alpha/beta-hydrolase. Gene Ontology annotation, molecular function: lipase activity. Gene Ontology annotation, cellular component: membrane. Bases 1 to 996 code for a protein of 331 amino acids. Lineage: Eukaryota; Fungi; Ascomycota; Saitoellomycetes; Saitoellales; Saitoellaceae. The transcript has 2 exons. The record is from RefSeq and is a predicted model, not a curated record.